CCCGAAAAUAGUAUAGUGUGCCCUACGUCGUUGUAUGGCGACGCCGAUGGAGUGCCAUGCCCCACAUGUGCUGGAUCGCCGGUCACUUGCUACUCAACUACUUCAUUCAAUCCACUCAUCUGCCUUCCUCCCUCUCCCCUCCUUUCGAUUCUCUGCAUCCUUGAAUCCCUCACACAUUUAUACUCUCGGUGUUCCGCAAUAUUUUCCCUCGAUAUACGACGAUAAGACCCGACUUGCACCAUGGGGAUGAAGCUUCGAAUCCGCGGCCCGGAGGGGCAGUCCACGGUCCUUCUCGACGACUCGGCAACCGUGGGUGACCUCCGGAAUCAAGUUGUGAACGCAACCGGGUUAACUACCUACGAGGUAAAAUACGGUUAUCCCGACCUCAAACCUCUCGCGCUGGAUGGGCUCGAGCUUGGUUCGAGCCUACAAGAACAUGCGAUCAACCUCCACGGCGAACAACUGAUAGUCACCAGGAAGGGGGACGACACGCUUCAGGAUUCGGGCAGCAGUGGCGGACCCCCCAUUUCGGUUCCCUCGCAAUCUCUUGCUCCUACAGGGCCGCCAUCCCCUGCGCACAAGCCACAGAACACCUCGGACGACGCGCCCGAGAUCGCGUCCUCCGAGCAUGCGGGCACUUUCAUUCUGCGCAUCAUGCCCGAUGAUAACUCAUGUCUCUUUCGCGCCGUGGGCACUGCUCUCAUGGGAGGCAUGGAUGCCAUGAACGAACUUCGAUCUGUCGUUGCUCAAACUAUCCAAGAGAGACCGGAUCUGUAUUCGGAAGCGGUGCUAGACAAGCGGCCGGACGACUAUUGUCGUUGGAUCCAGAACGAAGAUUCAUGGGGGGGAGGGAUUGAGCUCAGCAUCCUGAGCAAACAUUUUGAUAUAGAGAUAUGCUCGAUCGAUGUGCAAACGCUUCGAGUUGACCGUUUCAACGAGGGCCCGCCCACACGAUGUAUCUUAGUCUAUUCCGGGAUCCACUAUGAUACCAUAGCGCUAUCACCCUCCGCUCCCCCAUUCGCUCAUACAGAUGCCCCCCCUGAAUUCGACACCAAAGUCUUUGACUCGGCCGAUGGCCUGGUACUAGAAAAGGCGCUGGCUCUUUGUAAGAUUCUGCAGGGCAGGCAUUACUACACCGAUACUGCAGGGUUUCGUAUUCGUUGCAAUACCUGCGGAGGGAUAUUUACGGGGGAGAAAGGCGCUACUCAGCACGCUGCCCAAACUGGCCAUUACGAUUUUGGAGAGGCUAGUUAGAGCUCGCUGUAGGCUCAAACGAGGAAUGACUCCGAUUCUGUCUUGGGCAGUAUAGUAUAGAAUGUGAUUAUCGACCGCGCGCGACCAGCAGCGCAUAUAUGUGUUCAUCCACCCCCCCUUAACAGCAUCAUCACGGCCCUUUGAUGGGAAUACAUAAUCUCAU
Messenger RNA from Aspergillus steynii IBT 23096, 1417 nucleotides. Its product is annotated as ubiquitin-specific protease OTU1. NCBI's taxonomy places the organism in Eukaryota, Fungi, Ascomycota, Eurotiomycetes, Eurotiales, Aspergillaceae. The coding region runs from base 241 to 1254 and encodes 337 amino acids. The record is from RefSeq and is a predicted model, not a curated record. Gene Ontology annotation, biological process: endoplasmic reticulum unfolded protein response; protein deubiquitination. Gene Ontology annotation, cellular component: nucleus; cytosol. Gene Ontology annotation, molecular function: cysteine-type deubiquitinase activity. The transcript has a single exon.